Messenger RNA from Sceloporus undulatus (fence lizard), 784 nucleotides. RefSeq names its product GTP-binding nuclear protein Ran-like. The record is from RefSeq and is a predicted model, not a curated record. Lineage: Eukaryota; Metazoa; Chordata; Lepidosauria; Squamata; Phrynosomatidae. Gene Ontology annotation, cellular component: cytoplasm; nucleus. Gene Ontology annotation, biological process: ribosomal subunit export from nucleus; protein import into nucleus. Gene Ontology annotation, molecular function: GTP binding; GTPase activity.
AGGAAAAUAAUAACGAAAAGGACCGGGAAGACGCAGCAUGGCCACCCCACAAGGAGAACCCCAAGUGCAGUUUAAACUUGUUUUGGUUGGUGAUGGUGGUACCGGUAAAACAACAUUUGUUAAGCGCCACUUGACGGGUGAAUUUGAGAAGAAAUAUGUAGCUACUCUGGGUGUUGAAGUCCAUCCUCUGGUGUUCCACACUAACAGAGAUCCAAUUAAAUUUAAUGUAUGGGACACAGCUGAGCAAGAAAAGUUUGGAGGUCUGAGAGAUGGCUAUUACAUCCAAGCUCAGUGUGUCAUCAUAAUGUUUGAUGUAACAUCCAGAGUUACAUACAAGAAUGUACCCAACUGGCAUAGAGAUCUGGUCUGGGUGUGUGAGAACAUCCCCAUAGUUUUGUGUGGCAACAAAGUGGAUAUCAAGGACAGGAAAGUCAAGGCAAAAUCUAUUAUUUUUCACCGGAAGAAGAAUUUGCAGUAUUAUGAUAUUUCAGCCAAGAGUAACUACAACUUUGAGAAGCCUUUUCUGUGGCUGGCAAGAAAGCUAAUCCGAGAUCCCAACUUGGAAUUUGUUGUCAUGCCUGCUCUUGCACCACCAGAAGUUGUUAUGGAUCCAGCACUGGCAGCACAAUAUGAGCAAGAUUUACAGAUUGCUCAGACCACUGCACUGCCUGAUGAAGAUGAUGACUUAUGAGAGAGUAAAGCUGGAGCCCAGCAUCAGAGGUCUAGUUUUAUAGGCAACUGUCCUGUCAUGUCAGUGGUGCAGUGUGUUUGCCACUUUAUUAUU